ACCGCAAUGAGGAACGGAGAAUAACUUUAUCCUGCGACUUUGGUAGACCAGACGUCCUUUCAGGCGUUCAAUUUCUCACCAGCCACUAGCCGUUUAACACCUCGAAGGCUUCGUCUGACGACAUCCACGUAAUCGAUACCUCUGCAGAGUGUGAAAAAGUGAGAAAUUUCUUUUCAGAUAAGCCAAUUCUGAAAAGAAACUUAUCAUUUUUGUGAAAAACCAAUUUGUGCAUCAUUUAACCUAUUUACUUUCAUCCAGUUGGUUGGAAGAAUGCAAUGUUGGGCUUAUUAAACGUCAUUGUGUUUUCAAGUAGUAACUAAGGAUUGCUUAAAAAUAGUGUGUUUCAAACAAUAUCUUGAGAAAAUGCCUUUUUAAAAUAAUUUCGAUUGAGAUCCCAUUUGUGUCCGUAACAAAGCAUAAAGGUAAAAAUAGGAUAUGAAAUAGUUCUGCUCACGACGGGUAAGAAAAAUUAUCGAUUGGAUAUUUCUGUCUGAAUCGAAAAAUCAGCCCCCACCCCGGUGUUGGCUAAUAGAUAACGUGAACGACUCGUGGUCAAUUAUAUUAAGACAUGUGGUGAAUUGCAAAAAAUCGAGAAAAUUUCGACUAAAAAGUGUUAGAAUAAUAAAUAUUUGCCUGUUAUAAUAGUGCAUGAAGGUCGAUACAAAAUAAAAUUAUACGAGAGCUGAAUCUAGUUCGGAAUAGCGUUGAAAGAGUGUGAAAAAAUGAGCUCAUUUAAUGGUUGGUUGAGCACCCGCUGCGGUGUCUGAGAAGGACUCUUGGAAAAAUCGAUAAGCGCGGAUUAUCAACUGGCUGACUGCAGACAGGAAGGGUCGACAUUCUUAAUAUUCCCUCACGUAAUACAUACGAAGCGAGCAGCAAGACGAAUUGCGUCCACUAAUCCAUAUUGAAGUACAAGUAAAUUUCUUCGGGGACGUAACGAAUACUGGCGAGUCAACUAGUCGGCAAAGAUUUCGACGCAUUAUAACUCGUCAACCUAACAGUACAACCUGCAUAGUGCACCACACUUUCACUGCCGGAAGUGUGAUUUUGUUUAUUUUCGCUGUGGGACGUGUUUGACUAAUAAACCAGCCUUGAUGAUCGGAUCAUUUUGGAAUUUGUGUAGAGCGUGCCCUUCAAUGCCUGUAGAUAAGCUCCAUUCGGAAUAUAGAAGCACCUACCGAUGGCAUGAGUACACUGGAGGUCCCGAAGUCGUCCGUAAGCCGCCAGUGCCAAAUCAGUUCGCCAGCUCCAAGGUGGAUCACUUCUUUUCCAAAUCGACGGAGGAUGAUAAAUUUAUUGAAGCUUCGAUCAACGAACCACCUUUGCCGAGAAGGAAAAAAUGCCCGGAACUGGCUUACAGGUCACACGAGUUUAUGUCCAGCCGGGCCAACGAAUCUCUGACGUCAGCAGUGCAUGGUGGUGGCCAGGAUAGGCCAGAUGCCACUACGACUCACUCACGUGCAAGGUCUGAAGAGCGUGGAACCCCUUCCCGUCGCAGUAAAUCGGAAGGACCGCCAGGUGUCGCUAACGGACGGCUUCCGACCGGAACCGGAAUCGCAAAUGGAACGCAUGAGCCGGUCUCGGUCGAGAGCAAGGCACAGGAACAGGCGGGUGAGUCUAGUGGCCUAUUCAAAAAAACUAUUAGCAAAUUGAGCACAGAGUACCGCCUGCAGUUCGUGUGGCCACACGUGCGCAGAGCGCUCAAAGUGGCCCCGGAUGGCGUGGAUUCAGUAAUCGAGCUUCCGCGAAAGUCCCUCUCGAUGGGUGCGAUCAAGGCAGCACAGGCAGCUGCUACCGCUGCAGGCCAGACAGUGCCGACCGUGCAUAAAAAACGAACCACGAACGAGCGAGAAGCAAACGCUCACGAGCUGGAACCGUUGGUGAACGACGUCGAGGUUUCGAAGUCGCAUCAUGAAAAGCGCGACAUCAGCACUGUUGUAGAGCAUAAGCUGAGAGCUUACAAGACGGAAAAGGAAAAGUUUGGUUUCGAGCCGGAACUCGACGGUGGAUCUGGAAUGCGGGUUAAUGCGGCAGCAGAUUGCACUUGGUAUAAGGAAGUACUAGAGCUGCGAAAGAAAGCAGGCGAAUACAGGAAUCGCGGCUGGGGUGUGGAGAUGAACCCCGAGCUAUUCUCUAAGCAACAAGAGCUCUGGGACCAGGUGUCUAGGAGAAGCUCGUUAAGCGCGUUAUCGCUGGCCUCCAGCGUAAGACCAAUAACGAAAGAGGAGAAGGAAAAGGAAAACAAUAAGAAAAGUUCACCAACCAAACCGUACACCCGCGGUAGGAUUCCUGGCAGUGCAAGGCCGGUCGAAAUUAAUAGAAACCUUCCCGAUGGGUUGGCGUUUUCACGUAGCCGAAAAGAUAAUAUUCGACACCAUUUAGAACGAACAACCGGCCCAGAUGUGGAGGAAGGAGCUCUGCUCCCGUCGCCGACGCGUGAGAAACUAAUGCCCACGAUUCCGCGUUCCAAAGGAGACAGUCCCCAGCGUGGAAGUCCCCAGAAAACAGCAUUGUCUCGUCAUGGUAGUCCGCAAAAGGGAAGUCCCCAAAAAAGUAGCCCCAAGAAAAUGUCCAGCAAAGGGCGAUCUCAAUCCGUUGGACCCACUGUAGCUACUGAUACGACUGUUGGUUCGGUUGGAGGAGGUUCACCCAAAAGACAGGUUCGAGUUGGAAGCACUGCCACUGCCUCAACUGCUGCAUCGGCAGCUAAAGCGCACAAUAAAAAAACGCCCACCACAGCAACCACGCCAUCUCAACCAGAGCGCCGGCCAAGACCAACAACCCUAUCCACCACAAAUCAUUCCCGCUCCAAGAGUAGCACUCUGCCGCAUGUUGGCACUACACGAGUGUAUUCUGCCCCUUCCAGUAAAUCCAUGAUGGCUAACAACAACAUGACCAACAACAUCAACACCGUCAAUAACAACAUCAUAACCAAUACCACCAACAGCAACAAUAACAACAAUUUACCUAAUCACACCCGCCCGUCAUCAUUACCCACUAAACCUGAUAUAAGUAACAAUAACUCCAUUCCCAACAACCAAACCAUCACAUCUUCUAUAACUACAGCCUCCUCGCAUCCUUCUCGCGCUAAGCUCACACUUGGUACAAAGAUUGGCUCGCAGAAUCGGCCCAGAACGGCCAGUAGUGGCAAAGCGGCAGUCGUCGAUUCGUUGAAAAAAGAACCACCGCGAAAAUCCGCAAACAGCAAAACGCAAAACGAAUUUGGAACCAAAGCUGCGGGAAAUGAGGAUGAUGCUGAAAAGGACGGUGGUAUAUCGGCCGCAAGCGCUAGCCCACAGCCGGCGCCAGAAAUUACUGAGCAGAUUAUAAAGUCGCCUCCCGAACCGACACGGGUCAAAUCGCCGGAGCAGAUCAUAAUGCGUUCUCCGGAUCCGGUAAACUGGACCGUACCAUUGGACACGGGAAAAACUUUCACGGUUACUCAAAAUGUAAGAGAAGGUGAUCCUAUAAUUCGACCUCAUAGCGAAAUAAAGGCUUCUACUCCGGUGGAUUAUCCACCACCAGCACCACAAUCAGCACCGCCAGAGCUUGGAGAACAAUCCAAAUUGCCUAGUAGUAAACUAGAACCCAAUUUUAUAAAGGAGUCCGAUGAUGAGGACGACGAACUAUUAAAAUCAAAAUCAUCUGUAACAUCAUCGGUUGUUGUCCCUGUUGAACCCAAGCCUAUGCCAGUUGGUACAGCAACUGUUCAAGAAGCUCCUCUUCAAACAGCACAAAAUACAUCGGACGUUCGCCUCGAUAAGCCGGUUCCAGGAUCGACACUAAGAUGCUUGGAUGAUCCGGCUUUUGAGUCAGAUAUAAAUUCUCCGGUAGUUAAUCGGAAUGUUUCAACAGAUGUUUUAGAUAAAGCACGUGAUAGAUUCGAUCGUUUCUGGGGCAAUCCUGAUGGCGACAAACCUGAAGAACCCUAAGAAUGUGUCAAUCGUAAACUCGUUUAAACUACUGUAGAAUAUUUCUGAUGCUUAUGACAAAAAUAGUAAAAAGAAUUUUCCAUUGAUGUGCGAACGUAUUUGUAGCGAGAGCAUGCAAAAAAUCCAUACUAGUAAUAAUACUUUCUGAUUAAUUUUAUAAUUUUAUAUCUGCAUAACCUGAAAUUAAAAACAAACAAAAAAACUUUUACCGAAUACCAGCACUAUUUAUCACACCAUCAUGACAGGGUAGACUUAGGAUGUUAAACUAUAUUAAACCAGUUCGUAACAUAUUUUUUGCCAAUCGGUACGAGUCCUCGUGGAGAGAAUUUACUGGAAAUCGUAUAUCGCAGAUAUUUACUUACUCAGUCUUGUUAUCUAAUAUUUAGACAAGUCAAAACCAAAACUACAACGUUGUUUAGCAUGCUGUGGUAGUACUCAUUACAGAAUUCCAUAUUUGCAAAACAUGACAAGCAAUACAGAUCAAACAUCCGCAAAAAAACGAAUAAUACAUAAACAGGUCACAAUUCUCAAAUGGUUGAUUGUUUCGUUUCUAUUUGGGAGUGUCAAUAAUUUUCUUUAACUGUACAUCCAGCGCAUAAUAUCCAGCUUACAUAACAUAUAAUAAUAAUUCAAUCAGUAAGUUUCAAAUUGGAUUUAAAUUGUUGUUUCAUGAUAAAGAUUUUAUAAGUUUAUGCCUUUUCUGCUGAACUUUUAAUAUAACUACCAUUUUCGACGUAGAGAUACAAAUUUAAAAACGAUUAACUAUAUUGAUCGGUUGAAUGGAACUUAAAAUGUAAGGUACUUUUAAAAACUUACUUUUUUUCAAGUAUUAUAUGCCCAUAAUAUAUUUAUUAUACUUUUUCUUAUCAUCGAAAGAGCCAUUCGGAAAUUUCCAGUCCAAAACACUUACUACAAUUAAAGGUACAGACAUUUUUCGCCGAGUUGUUCAGAAUUAUACUCACACUAUCGCGUCGCUGCAUUCUCAGGAAAUAGCCGAUUUCAUACAGCGUUAUGAUAGAUGCACGUAAAACGUGUAAAAUAACUAGUUAAUUCUUGGUUUAAAGUUUAUCGAAUCAUUUUGUGGUCUUGUGACAGGAUUACUUUCAUCAACUAAAAAUCUACUGCUUACAUGAUAAAGUAAGUCACAUUCUACCACUUUUGAAAUUAUUUGAUUAAUUUGAAACUUGAACUGAGUGCUUUUUCAGUGCGUGGUAAUAAAUCAAGAUGGUACCAGUUAUGAAUCAUUGGAUUUUUAGUGGUUGAUAUGUUUUGAAAGCAAUUUGAUCUUCGUAAGACAGAUUAUGAAUUUUGAUUGGGUGUUUCAAGGUGUUUUUGAACGGUUGCUACACACUAUUAUCCAAUUAACAAAGCGAGAAAAAUAGCUUGCACAGAAGUCAAGUUGUUGCAUUAACAACGAAUGAAUCAAAUGAACAUUCUCUGAAGGAAUUGCAUGUUAUUAUGAAAAGCAGCAAAGAGAACUAAUAACCUGGUAGUUUAGAAUAGGGUAACUUGUUUACGCGAGUAAUUGCCGAUGAAUUUAAAAAAUAAUUGAUAUAAUCGAUAACGAAACCAGAACGUAAACACUCCUCAUCAUUCAAAACUGGUACCUCUUACCGCGCGGCACCAUCUGAUGGAUGAUUAUGGAGGCGCGUUGUGCUCCAACAGGGUAUCUGUGUUAGUAAUUUAUUUGUUGAUUUUUAUGCCAGCUGUUGACUCUGUAGCAAACUGGUGCGAAGAUAUGUUUGCUUGUAGAUAAAACCGCAUAGGAUGGCCAAUAACAUUACUAAUUAGCUAGGCGAUACAUUGGCUGCAGGGUACGACCUAUCAGUCUGUGAAAUCACAAAUCGACUAUCGGUCGAAGCCGGUUUCUGCAUAAACAGGUAGAGGAGAGGCAGCAUUCGAGUUUUUCUCGGUGCAAGUGUACUGUAAUGGAAUUUAAAAACAAACUGUGUGGAAGUAUAAUUCGCGUAAAGACUCAAAAUAUGUUAUAUAAAGCCACAAAUUAGUAUAUAAUUUGUAUAUCUUUGAAAUUGUACAAGAAUACCGUUUAGAUUGGAAAUACGAAAACCAAACAACCAUACAAAUACACUGUUUGCAACAGAAUAGAACAGACUCAUUAUCCGUCUACAUUUUACAUCAUCGUAACUGAUAUCCAUCAAUGCUUUUUGCAAAUAGACAGAACCAUUUCCGUCGGGCAACACAGAAAAAAAAACAACAAACAAAUUCAGAACACGCUUUUUACAACCAGAGUACUCGAAGCAUAUGGAGUCGCUUUGGACACUUUUCGUUUAGAUAGGCUAUAAAUUUGCUUAAAUGAAAUUUGCGAUCAAAAUAACUUUGAAUACAAUCUACAACACAACACAUAGAGCAAACACCAUUGAAACACAUUGCUUAGCCGCAUAUAGAUCCACAAAAGUAAUAAGUCAGAGUCUAAAAAUGGCCCGUCCAUUUUGGCUAGUGCAUCCGGGUGCUUAUAGCAAUUUUUUUCAAGAACAGCCGUAUUAAUAUCCAACAUUAGGAACUGAUAUAACAGUCCACAGUUACUGCUUUUUCGAUGAAUUUUUCAUUAAUAUGAUAGCGAAGUCGUACAUUUUCACAUUGACAUUAUGUAUUAUUUGACUCUCACAGUGAUGUUCAUCAGAAAAUAAAAUUGCAGUUUUUGUUAUACUGAAAAAAUGGAACAUGGAAAACAAAUAUAACUUGUUAAACUUCCACAAAGAUCGAUCAGGCUGGACGCUAAGUGAAACAAUAGGGUGAACACAUAAGGAACUGAGAGGAUGGCAAACAGAUAGUUCACAGAAUUGUGUUAUAUAAGCCUUCAGUGCUUGCGAGUUCAAGUUGUUCAAAACUUUGUUGUCAUGUGAGAGCAAAUAAUUUCCGCAUAAUCUGUGAACGUUAAUCCUUAUGUGAACAGAUGUGAGUGAUAAAUUUCACGUCUUCAUCAUCCGAUUUAGUUACGUAUCGUUACCCUAAAUAGGAAGCUUGAAACAGUUGUUUUAUUGGACAAUAAAGUUUGAUUAUUAGUUUCGUCCAUUCUGUACUUGGAAGAUGACGAAACAGUCAACAGCAUAUUUCAUGAAAAUAAAAACUAUGCUUUGAUUUUCUGGAUUCAGUAUCCAAUGUGAAUGUUUCGAUAACAUCAAAGAUAAUUCUUUUUCUAAAACAGCAUCCAUUUUGAGUAGAGUAACAAAUUGAUUGUUUCAAGUUUUUUAUUUUGGAAAGAACGCUUUUCUGUAAUUAUGUUUGUCUUGGAAAUUUUGUCAGUGAUUUAUUUUGGAUAUAUAAUCUAGAGCACUUAAACCGAGUGCGUUGCAAUUACUAACCACGAAAACUACUAGAUAGAAACUACUAAGCAAAUGCCAAGCCCUCAACAUGAAAAAAGAGCUGUUGUCACAACUGUAUCGAAAUAGCCGCACACAGAUUACCAAUAAUUUCGACUUUUCACUGACUAAUGACGGAGUGCGUGGGCAAAUGCUGGCGUCCCAUCGGAAUAUUAUUCUGGUAGUGAACUUUUGCGAAAACAGGACUAUAGUGAUAAACCGAUUGUAUGGAAGUAAGACACAUUUUUAAUAACUAUAUUACAUUAUUAUCAUAUUUGCUGAAAUACCACUAAUGUCACUUGAAAGCCGUUGAUAUUUUGAGGACGAUUAUGUGAAUGACAACACUAUUAAUGGCAAACGAAGCAUUUACGUGUUAUUAAAUUAAGCGAUGGUAAAGUAAAAAAAAAA
Messenger RNA from Wyeomyia smithii (pitcher-plant mosquito), 7660 nucleotides. RefSeq lists its product as uncharacterized. The transcript is spliced from 15 exons. Gene Ontology annotation, molecular function: microtubule binding. The record is from RefSeq and is a predicted model, not a curated record. Gene Ontology annotation, biological process: negative regulation of centriole replication. NCBI's taxonomy places the organism in Eukaryota, Metazoa, Arthropoda, Insecta, Diptera, Culicidae. Bases 1095 to 3932 code for a protein of 945 amino acids.